Molecule: messenger RNA, 1495 nt
Organism: Rhizopus microsporus ATCC 52813
Lineage: Eukaryota; Fungi; Mucoromycota; Mucoromycetes; Mucorales; Rhizopodaceae
Product: general substrate transporter
Exons: 6
Coding region: 17-1495 (492 amino acids)
Biological process (GO): transmembrane transport
Cellular component (GO): membrane
Molecular function (GO): myo-inositol:proton symporter activity
Source: RefSeq, a predicted model, not a curated record
UUUUUUUUCUUUACAAAUGUUGAAUAACCAUGUCGAAAGACAGCAUUAUGAAAGGAUUCCUUCAACAGACAAUGUACCUGUUGAAACUGAACAGUCAGAAAAAAUAACUCCAUUUGUAUAUUCUCUUGUAUCGUGUGUCUGUUUAGGCGGAUUCUUAUUUGGUUAUGAUACUGGAGUUAUCUCUGGAGCACUAAGUCCAAUCGAAAGAGAUUUUAUAAUGACAACACGUCAAAAGGAAUAUAUAGUUGGUGGAACAACAUUGGGUGCUAUAUUCGGUGGACUCAUAGCUGGAUCUUUAUCCGAUAGGUUUGGAAGAAAGCCUCUCGUCCUGUGUGCAUCUAUCAUCUUUGUCAUUGGCUCAGGGGUACUUGCUCUCGCUCAGUCAUACAGUAUGUUAUUGUUGGGUAGACUUGUAGUUGGAGUAGGCGUGGGAACAGCCUCAAUGAUUAUACCAGUUUAUAUCAGUGAAGUUGCGCCCAAGGACUCUAGAGGAAGACUGGCGACUUUAAACACACUAAUCGUUACAUUCGGUCAAGUAGUAGCUUAUAUAGCUAACAUGAUUUUUGCCCAAACAGAGGGUGGUUGGAGAUAUAUGUUUGGAAUUGGUGCACUUCCUGCUGCCAUUCAGCUCGUCAUUAUGCCAUUUAUGCCAGAGAGUCCUCGUCGAAUGGUGGUUACAAAUGAUAUUAUGGCAGCUAAACAGACAUUGCAAAAGAUUUAUGGUCAGCAUGUAUCAGAGGCAUUUAUUAAUCGAGAGAUUGAGGCUAUUCAGGAAGACAUGCAGAAUACCAAUUUAGGGACUUAUCAAGAUUUUAAAAGACCUGAAAACCUAAAGCCUUUAAUGAUCGCAUGCUUAUUACAAGCUGCUCAACAGUUGAGUGGGUUCAACACUGUGAUGUAUUAUGCAGCCACCAUUCUUGCUAUGGCUAACUUUAAUGACCCUACAGCUGUGGCACUUGUAGUAGCUACUGCAAACAUGGUAUUCACAAUGAUUGCAGUAAGUAUUAUCGAUAAAGCGGGACGAAGGCGUAUCUUGAUUCUAUCUAUGCUUUCUAUGAUUUUAAGUUUAAUUGUCUUGGGAGGAUCAUUUGCUGUGCAGCAAGAGACUUUUUCGUUUUUGAACGUUGACUGUGUAGAUGCUCAUAGUCAGUCAUGCUCUGAUCGAUCCAUCAUCAUGAUCAUAUUACUUUUAUCAUUAACGUCCUAUGUAGCCAGUUAUGCGUUAGGCCUAGGAUACAUUCCUUGGAUCAUACAAGGGGAACUUUUCACUCUUCAACUUCGAGGAAAAGCAAACGGUAUUGCAACUACCACCAAUUGGGUCCUCAAUUUGAUAGUAGCUUCUACUUUUUUGACAAUGACAAAGUUGAUAUCUACAGCAGGCACAUUUUGGCUGUACGCUAUCAUCUCAAGCAUCCUAUGGCUCUUUAUAGUAAAACUUGUACCAGAGACAUCAAACAAACGUUUAGAAGAGAUAAGUGCCAUGUUUAUUCAUUAA